UCGUAUUCCGUCGUCCACACCAACAACGUCGCCAGGUGUUGCUAUUCCGAGAGGAACAUCAACGACUUUGGGAGCAUUUCGUUUUGGCCGGCGCUCCUUUUGCUUCCCUUUCUUGUCAGAUGAUGGCCGGAUGCCAUCAAAAAAGGUCUUGAGAUCGAGCAAGCGAGAUGAUGAAGGGCGUUCCGCAUGAGCGAGUGGUGAUGCAGAGUAAGUAUCCCAUCCACGAGACGUGUCGAAGCGUUGGUAAGUCGCGAAACUCUCCUUCGCUUUUGUGCAGAGUUUGCACCCGACGGUAUCAUUGCAAAAAGCACUGCUCCCCAACGGGAACUCGCUCGCAUGGAAACCACAAAUGAUGCAAACGAGGGUGCACUCGGCACCCUCCGCAUCACGCUCAGACGUGCCCCUCGUAUGUCUCUGUCACAAUUCAAUGCACGACUUCAAUAUAAGAAAAAUCAAACUGGUACCUACAUCAAGACAUUUCUCGGACGCCGUCAGCGCAAGUAUCUUCGUGGGAAGGCACGGGAAUUGGACUCGAAUGGAGGCGAGAGAAAACGGAGGAGGGCACAAGUGGAGUAUGACCGAAAGCUGAUUGAAAAGAACCACGAGAUUGACAAGCGGAGGAAGGAACGGAGGGACGCCGCCACUGCAAAGCUCGAUGCCGUUGUGCCUUGUCUUGUGGAUGCAGACUUGGCCAAGAUGCGUGUUGCUGACAUUGUUCUACAGCAAAGCGGAAGGAGGACAAAUUGAAGGUCCUGAGGGAAGCUAUCGCACGUUACACGAGUGGGGAGGUUAC
Messenger RNA from Suillus subalutaceus, 793 nucleotides. RefSeq lists its product as uncharacterized. Bases 337 to 747 code for a protein of 136 amino acids. The record is from RefSeq and is a predicted model, not a curated record. The transcript is spliced from 3 exons. Lineage: Eukaryota; Fungi; Basidiomycota; Agaricomycetes; Boletales; Suillaceae.